AUGAGUGAAGGUGAGUUGGCGAUUGGCCGAUAUGAAAAGCACCAUGCUGUGAGAUGGAAAGAUGUGGCUGUGAAGAAGGCAGUGAAGCAGGAUGGUGUCAGUAUGCUAGAGGCUAGAGCUCUUAAGAGGACUGUGACCUACAUAUGCACCACAGCUGAGGUGAGGAAUGCGUUGGCCUAUGUCUUUCUGAAGUGCCAAACGAGAGCUAUGAAGUUCAUUCAGCAGCAGGCUUGA
Molecule: messenger RNA, 234 nt
Organism: Durusdinium trenchii
Lineage: Eukaryota; Dinophyceae; Suessiales; Symbiodiniaceae
Source: the annotation of a GenBank genome assembly